AUGUAUAGAGUGGGAAAGAAGAUUGAUUCAGGUGAUUGGAUUCCUAUUGAGAUGAGAAAGAUAUUAGAAGAAAAAUGGAAUGAUGAUAAGUGGAAAAGAAAGUUAGAAAUUAACACUCACAAUAGAAGAUCUUUGGAUGGCCCACUACACACUGGAGGAUCAAUUCCGACAACUGAGCACUAUAAGAGAUUAAAAAAAUCCUCAGAUACGAGUCCAACUUGUUGGGAGUUAUUUCAAAAGACACACAGAGUUAAAGGUAACCCAGAAAAGUGGGUUUCUUUAAAAUCAGAGAUGGUUGCUAAUGAGUAUGAAAAAAGGAUUAUUGAGAGAGAUUCACAAGAGGCACCCGGAGAUGAUGUUUCUAGUCAUCAAUCUGACAACCUCAUCUUCUUAGAUGUUGUUGGAGGUGUAGAUAAGAAGGGUCGUAUAUAUGGUUUGGGACCGGAAGCAGCAAAGUACAAGCCGUCUAAAUCUUUCACAUAUGACGGUAUCUCUUCAUCUGAGUAUGAACAAAUGACGACUGUUAUUUCUGAUGUGUCUGUUGAAAACAAAACUCUUAAAGAUAAACUUAAGACUCAUGAGGAUUCGAUUCGUGCAUCACAGGAAGACUCACGUUUGCUUAGAGAACAAUUAUUCCGAUUUAUGAAAACUUUUUCUGCAGGUCAUCUACCUCCACGUCCGGAUCAAACUCCAUCUUCACCCACUUCUUGA
This is a messenger RNA of Vicia villosa (hairy vetch), 711 nucleotides long. RefSeq lists its product as uncharacterized. The coding region runs from base 1 to 711 and encodes 236 amino acids. The record is from RefSeq and is a predicted model, not a curated record. The transcript is spliced from 3 exons. NCBI's taxonomy places the organism in Eukaryota, Viridiplantae, Streptophyta, Magnoliopsida, Fabales, Fabaceae.